This is a messenger RNA of Ornithodoros turicata, 2754 nucleotides long. Its product is annotated as myotubularin-related protein 9-like. Gene Ontology annotation, biological process: negative regulation of autophagy; phosphatidylinositol dephosphorylation. The record is from RefSeq and is a predicted model, not a curated record. Gene Ontology annotation, cellular component: cytoplasm; membrane. The coding region runs from base 218 to 1897 and encodes 559 amino acids. Gene Ontology annotation, molecular function: phosphatidylinositol-3-phosphate phosphatase activity. Lineage: Eukaryota; Metazoa; Arthropoda; Arachnida; Ixodida; Argasidae. The transcript is spliced from 13 exons.
CGAUCCAUCCGGUGAAUAUCAUUCAAUAUGGCGAAGCGCUGUAGUGGUUGUUGCCGAUUUUCAGUGGGGCGUUGAUAUCAAAGCGGAUAGAAUUGACAGGUUAAAUCUCGCAUCAGGUUGGUGAGAAAGCACACAAACCUGAUCUGGAAAACGUUAAUUUCGUAGGGUUUUCCGGGUGAUGUAUUUGCUUUCGCGCUAGACCGAAAGCCGGUGCAAUAUGGAAUUUGCUGACUUGAUAAAAACGCCAAAAUUAGACCGGGUUACACUACAUAGACCCUUGUGCAGCAGCAUUGAGGGAACGCUGUGUAUAACCAGCCACCACCUGAUUUUUUCAUCGCGCAAGGAUGGUGAUGAGGAGCUGUGGUUAUUGCACCGAAUGGUUGACUCCGUGGAUCGCCGUGUUGGAGCGCUGUCUGGUUCACUGUUCCUGAAAUGCAAGGACUUCAGAAUUUUACAACUGGAUAUAACUGGCGUAGAAGAAUGCAACAACGUUGCCAGCUCCAUCGAGUGUCUUUCAAGCUUAGAAAACAAGAAAUGGUACUAUCCAUUUUUUCAUCGGGCCCUCUUCGAUAUUAUGGAGGAUGGGUGGACCGCAUUCAGCAUAGAGAAUACCUUUGCCCGGAUCAAAUUGCUGACAGAUGACUGGAGAAUUUCCCUUGUGAACAAAGAUUUUGCUGUAUGCACGUCAUACCCGGAACGUCUGAUUGUGCCCAAGUCUAUAGAGGACAACGCCCUUGCGGGAGCGGCUGCAUUCAGAUAUCAAGGCCGAUUCCCUGUUCUGAGUUACUUCCACAGAAAAGGAAAAGCUGCCUUGUUGAGAAGCAGCCAACCUAUGGUGGGUACUUCUAUGCGCCGAAGCAAGGAAGAUGAGUCCCUUCUACAUGCAGUACUUGGCAGUGGCAAGAAAGGCUACAUCAUUGAUACGCGAACGCAAAAUUUUGCUCAAAUGGCUAGAACCAAAGGGGGUGGCUAUGAACCUGAAGUCCACUACCCCCUUUGGAGGCGGCUCCACAAGCCCAUCGAGCGAUAUUCUACUCUACUAGACUCUCUAUCUAAGCUUAUUGAAGCAUCAAGUGACACAGGCGUGAGCGUCGACAAGUGGUUGUCUCGUCUAGAGUCUUCGGGGUGGCUCAGCCACAUAAAGGAUGUCCUCACAUGUGCCUGCUUUGUUGCUCAGUGCUUGGACCAAGAUGAGGCGUCAGUGCUGGUGCAUGGUUCAGAAGGCGUAGACUCAACGCUGCAAGUAUGCUCUUUGGCGCAAGUGAUUCUCGACCCCGAUUGUAGAACCGUAAGAGGCUUUGAGGCUCUGAUAGAACAGGAAUGGAUUCAGGCUGGGCACCCGUUUGGCACCCGCUGCUUCCACGGAGCAUUCGCACCAGCGUCCAUGCGAACUCGUGACCAGAGUGCAUCUUUUCUCGUCUUCUUAGACUGUGUAUACCAAAUCCACCAACAGUUCUCCUGUUCCUUUGAAUUCAGUGAACAGUUUCUUAUCUUACUCUUUGAACAUUCCUAUGCGUCUUCUUUCGGAACAUUUGUUGCAGAUAACGAAAAGGAGAAAUGUGAGCUGAAACUGCCUCAGAAGUCAGUGUCCUUAUGGUCUUACGUUAACCGUCCUGAAGUACUACCGACACUUCUGAAUCCCAUGUACGACCCCAACAAUCAAGUGAUUUGGCCUUCAGUUGCACCGCAGAGCCUGGUCCUGUGGCCUAGGAUGUACCUGCGGUGGGUGUAUGACCAGACACCACAGCAGGAAGCCUGGGUGACCGUGUCAGAAAUUCGGGAACGAGAAAAGGAACUCAGGUCCAAAGUGAUAAGAUUACGAAGGCAACUUAUGGAAUUGGAAAGGGAAGCCGUGUCUCAAGGCCUGCUGCACGACUCCACUACUCUGCUAGAAUGACCUCUUCGAAGGGGCUCCCUGCCCCCCGUUUUGCAUUCAACUGAUCGUACUCGGCCGCGGAGCUCUUCUGCGAGUGUUCCCACGCACUUGAGGGACAUACUCCGCACGUUGUUCCAUCUCGGCCAUCUGCAUCAGAGCCCCGUUGCCCCCUCCUUUGACACUCUGAGAGAAUUGCAGGAGCCAGCUCUCAGGAAGGACGAGUAAAUGCCAUCGAGCGAGAUGAAAGUGUGGUGGAGAUGGCAUCGUUUUUGUUGUGACCCCCAUUCACUGUUUGGCCACCAUUACAAGGGGCACUCUGUCGCUUCCGUUUCAAUACAAAGCUGUAUUGCACUGACCCAUCCUGAUGACGAAACUAGCCCUGUAUUAUAACAACUGUGACUAUAUUAUUGACGUUGUGUACAUACCUUGUAAAUGGUAUUGUAAGUUAAUGUUUUAUAUUACUUUGUAAUGUUUUGGUACACUCGUUUUAGCCUUGCUCACACUUAUUUCCUUAUGUUUUGUGCUGUCGUUACCGCCUGAACUUUGGAGAUAAGUUUGAUCUACAUUGUUUUUGUGUCCUCUUGUGUAACAAGAUGUGAUGUUUUGAACCUGUAAAAUCAACGUACUUUUACCGCUCUUUACAUCAAUCGGUACCACUUUACGAAGUCAUGCCUUGGAAAUAACUGACGUUCAGUCAGUCACUGGUUCGUCACUCCAGAAGGUAGGAAAUCAAUAUAGGAAUGUGUUUUCGAUGAAAUAUGUGAUAUGUAUAUGACGAGUAGUAUAAAUUAGGUAAUGUGUAUAUGACUAUUGCUUUUACAAAAAUAUUUAUAUGCACGUAAGUAAACAAUAAACUACCAUGCUUCUUGUUCAUCACA